This is a messenger RNA of Arachis ipaensis, 3568 nucleotides long. RefSeq names its product RNA binding protein (gene FPA). Lineage: Eukaryota; Viridiplantae; Streptophyta; Magnoliopsida; Fabales; Fabaceae. The record is from RefSeq and is a predicted model, not a curated record. Gene Ontology annotation, molecular function: RNA binding.
UUAACACAUAACAUAACUGCUUCUCUCUCUCUCUCUCUCUCUCUCUCUCUCUCUCUUUUCAUAGCAGAAAAUUCCGUUCUCUCUCUUCAUUUAGGGUUUCCUGCUUUCCUUCCUCCUUCAACUUUCACUCUCGAUCCGGUUAUUCCGAGUCUGUGCCUUGCAAUGCCGCGUCCGGCGAAAUCAGUGAGGCCGUCGCACGAAGGAAGCGCCGCCGCCAGGGAUUCCGACGAACCUUCCAACAACCUCUGGGUUGGGAAUCUAGCGCCGGACGUAACCGACGCUGAUCUGAUGGACCUGUUCGCGCAAUACGGCGCCCUCGACAGUGUCACCUCUUACUCUGCGCGUAGCUACGCCUUCGUGUACUUCAAGCGCGUGGAGGACGCUAAGGCCGCGAAGAACGCUCUCCAAGGGUUCUCCCUCCGCGGCAAUUCCUUGAAAAUCGAGUUUGCCAGACCGGCAAAGCCAUGUAAACAGCUUUGGGUGGGUGGUAUUAGCCCAGCUGUGACAAAGGAAGAAUUAGAAGCCGAAUUUCGUAAAUUUGGUAAAAUUGAGGAUUUUAAGUUUUUCAGGGACCGAAAUACUGCAUGUAUUGAAUUUUUCAAUCUGGAUGAUGCCACUCAGGCAAUGAAAGUCAUGAAUGGGAAACGUUUAGGUGGUGAACACAUUCGUGUAGACUUCCUUCGAUCACAUUCUACAAGAAAAGAUCAGUCGUCUGAUUAUGGACAGUUUCAAGGAAAAGGCUAUGGGCCUACUGAUCCCUACACUGGACAAAAAAGACCUCUGCAUUCACAACCCCCAAUGGGAAGGAAAAGUGAUAGUCAACCCAGUAAUAUUUUGUGGAUUGGCUAUCCUCCUGCCAUUCAGAUUGACGAGCAAAUGCUCCACAAUGCCAUGAUUUUAUUUGGAGAAAUUGAGAGAAUCAAGAGUUUUCCUUCAAGGAACUAUUCAUUAGUUGAAUUUAGAAGUGUUGAUGAAGCUCGGCGUGCAAAAGAGGGUCUUCAAGGACGCCUUUUUAAUGACCCUCGAAUAACAAUUAUGUAUUCAAGCAAUGAGUCUGGAAAAGAUUACCCUGGCUUAUAUGCUGGUAGCGGUCCAAGAACCGACACGUUCAUGAAUGACCAUCCAUUUCGACCAUUGCAAAUGGAUUCAUUUGGUCAUAAUCGUCCCGUGGUUCCAAAUAAUUUUCCUGGACAGUUGCCACCUGGAGGUAUUCUUGGACCAAAUGCACAAAUGCGGCCGUUUGGUCCUCAAGGGAGUCUUGAACCUCUUAUUUCUGGUCCUGAGUUUAAUGAAAUGGGCAUGCACCACAAAUUUCAGGAUGGUAGUUCCAAGGGUAACAUGGGUCCAAACAGGAAAAGGCCUUCUCCUCCUGCCCCAGGGAUGCUUUCUCCUUCUCCUGCAUCAGGUGUCAGGCUCCCUUCAAGAUCAGCUUCCGGUGGAUGGGAUGUACUUGACAUAAACCAUAUUCCAAGGGAGUCUAAACGUAUGAGAUUAGAUGGUACUAUGCCUGUUGAUGAUGUUCCGUAUCCUUUAAGGAAUGUAGAUGAUCGUGUGUUAGGUAUGGACCAAACAUAUGGUCUUGAUCCGGUGAGCACAAGGUUGGGAGCUGGAGUACUUGGUGCUGCACAACCUGAUGCUGAUCAUAUAUGGCGUGGAAUCAUUGCAAAGGGAGGGACUCCGGUUUGUCAAGCUAGAUGUGUCCCUAUUGGGAAGGGGAUAGCUGCUGAGCUUCCCGAGGUGGUUGAUUGUUCAGCUAGGACGGGAUUGGAUAUACUCACAAAACACUAUGCUGAUGCUAUUGGUUUUGACAUUGUUUUCUUUUUGCCAGAUAGCGAAGAGGAUUUUGCUUCCUACACUGAAUUCCUUCGCUAUCUUAGUGCAAAAAACCGUGCGGGUGUUGCAAAAUUUGCUGAUAAUACCACAUUAUUCUUGGUACCCCCUUCUGAUUUCCUGACAAAAGUUUUGAAGGUCACUGGACCUGAACGUCUAUAUGGUGUGGUUCUUAAGUUUCCUCCAGUUCCAGGUAAUACUCCAAUGCAGCAGUCUUCGCAUUUGCCUAUACCAUCAAGUCAGUAUAUGCAGCAGAUUCCUCCUUCACAAGCUGAGUAUGGAUUGAUUUCUGCAAAGGAAGAACCAGUUUUGCCAACAGAUUAUAACAGACUGUUGCAUGAUGAGUCUAAACUUCCUCCUAAACCAGUCUAUCCGGCCACUAGUGGUCCCCCCUCACUUCAGGCUGGGCCUCCGGAUUAUCCUACUGGUUCCGUGUCCCAAGCUGGAGUUGGAUUAACUCCGGAGCUUAUUGCAGCUUUAACUAAUUUAAUCCCUGGAACAACUCAAUCAUCGACAAUUGAUGGUGCCAAGUCAGCAGUAGGCUCCUCGACUGUGAGGCCUCCAUUUCCCCCUGUUGCACCUAAUGAUGGUAACCAAUCUCAUUUAUGGAAACAGGACCAUCAAAUUGUUGAUCAGUCUGUUCAUCCUCCUCAAAAUUUGGGGAGUAUGUAUAACAUUCACAAUGCUCACUAUCAGCCUUAUCCACCACAAUCUGCUCCUGGCUUCCCUAGUCAAGUGGUCCCUGGCAGUUCGCAUAUUCAAGACACUGCUGCUGGUCUGCAGCAGCAGGGUGCUGUUUCGUCUAGACAGAUGACUAAUUACAUGAUACCUUCUCAUAGUGGACAGGUAGCUGCACCCACCCAUGUCAGUCAGCAGUAUCAGGUUGAAGUCUCCCCCGGCAACCAAGGAGGAUAUGGAGUGCUUCAAGGGACAGAUGCCUCUGGUUUAUAUAAUUCUCAGGCUUUCCAACAGCCAAAUAAUUCAGUUGCUGCAUCCACUCAAGUUCAGAGUGUUAAUCCAUCACAGCAACAUGGUGUCCUGCCAUAUACACUGGACCAAGUAAAUGCUGACCCUAACAGUCAGAAACUUCCUCUCUAUGGAGUUGGUCAGGGCUCGACAGAAGUUGAGGCUGAUAAGAACCAAAGGUACCAAUCAACGCUACAGUUUGCUGCCAAUCUUCUCUUUCAAAUACAGCAGCAGCAGCAACAGCAACCCCCUGGAGGACAUGGAUCAGGAAUUCAAUAAUGAGAAUCGUCUUCUGUUUUGCAAAAUCGCCAUGAUUACAUUCCUAAUCGUGUCGUUUAUAUUCCGUUCUCCAUGACGCAUAGGUAAUGGAAUCGCUCAAAGCAAAGGCUACGACUACUCCACCGAUACAAUGCAACGCCGUUGGUAGCCAUUACAAAGUUGAUGCUAUCGUCUAUUUAAUCAACCACAAAAGGAACGUCUCUUUUUCUUUCCCCUUUUUAGUUUAGUUUUCGUUUUCUUUUUCUUCACCCGUUCGCUCGCCUUGCAUCUUUGUUCUCUCAGAACUUCAUAGAUGUAAGGCUGUUUUUUGUCGUUUUUGUUUCUUUCUGGUGAAUGUAUAUAAUAAAUUUUCCAUCUUAAAUGUAGCCCCAAUCAGUUUUUUACCCCGCUACUCAGUUUCUGUGAUUUUCCUAAAUUGUAAUCACGAACGUAUUCGUUAUUUGGUAUUUUGGGCGUGUAUUGCGGAACCGCGUGGAAAGGAUUGUUUCUUGUA